AUGUUCAAGUUCGAAUUCGACCUCGACGAUCUGACAGAUGAAACCAAUCAGCAACCAAAAGAAACCCAACCUUCUCAAGCAGAGGAUAUCCAAACUAUCAAAGAUGACCGAGCACAAGAUCCAUGUGUCGUGAUCCCAUUCAAGGAACUCAUCGACCGACUCCCGCCAUUCAUAAGCUAUUCGAAUCUGAAGAUCAACGACUCAUUAUCGAUAUACAAGCGAGAGUUAUACGAUGCAAAGUAUCAAACGAUAGUCAACCUUGCCGAAGAAGAGGAAGAGAGGGAAGAAGAGGAGCAAGAUCGAGAAGAACAAGAAGGAGGCGAAGAAGAAGGCAAGAAGAAUGGCGAGGAGGAGAAGACGAGACAGAAGACCUUAGAGUCACUACAAUCGAGCUCUGAUCUGAUCCCAGGCGUAUACGAAGGCGGCUUCAAAACUUGGGAAUGUAGCUUGGAUCUGGCCACCCAUCUCGACCCGAUUGUCGAACGAUUGAAGACCCUUUUUUCAAAACAAGAAGAAGAAGAUCAUCCAGACCGAAAAAAUACCCCCGACGAGAACAGGAACCAAUCCGAAGAUAUCUUGCCCUAUAGAAUCUUGGAGAUCGGGUGUGGGACCGCCGUGCCGACCGUAUCCCUCUGCUUCAAAUUGUUUGCGUUCCUGUUGGCUCGCAAUCGAGCUCCUCAACUCCAGUCAUCAUUCGACCGCCAGCAUGACCUCGAGUCUCCUAUCCUCGAAAUCCUCUUGCAGGACUUCAAUGCAGAUGCGUUUUAUCGAGCGAGCAUGAUGACCUCCAAGUUGGAGCAAGCGGAUGUGGCUGAAGAAAGAGAAGAGAACGGGAACUGGACCAAAGAAAGGAUGGACAGUUCAGAGGAAACUGAAGAAGAUUUAGAGAUCACAGACGAAUUGAAGACGGACUUUGAGUUAUUUCUGCGCGAGAAUCGGAUCCGCUUGACGUUGAUCUAUGGGCCAUGGUCGACGUUUGAGCUUCCGGGAGCACUAUCGUCCAACCUGACUUUGAGUGUCCCGGGAAAGAGUGGAAAGCAAAGAAGAAAAGGAUGCGAAGUGAUCAUGAGUUCAGAGACUUUGUACUCGACCGCCUCCUUGCCGGACCUGAUCAACGUCUUACUAUCAUCCAAGAUCAACAACAUCGUCCACCAGACCGACGAUGAUCCACAGAGGCUAGAAGAAGGAACAGAGAGCCACUCUACGACGAUCCUCAUCGCCUCCAAAUCCGUCUAUUUCGGCGUCGGCGGCGGCACCCAUUCGUUCGUUGACUUGGUCGAGAAUACCCACAAAGGAGCCGUCGAAUUCGUCGACCUCGAUCAUCAUUCUGGUCCCACUUCUAGCGGGAUCUCUAGAGUCCUCAUGGAUGUCAAAUUCCCCUCUUGA
Messenger RNA from Puccinia graminis f. sp. tritici CRL 75-36-700-3, 1386 nucleotides. RefSeq lists its product as uncharacterized. Gene Ontology annotation, molecular function: protein-L-histidine N-tele-methyltransferase activity. The transcript has 4 exons. Lineage: Eukaryota; Fungi; Basidiomycota; Pucciniomycetes; Pucciniales; Pucciniaceae. Bases 1 to 1386 code for a protein of 461 amino acids. Gene Ontology annotation, biological process: peptidyl-histidine methylation, to form tele-methylhistidine. The record is from RefSeq and is a predicted model, not a curated record.